AUGUAUAGGCAUCGGCGAGUUGUUUUUGGAGUCUCCAGCAGCCCCUUUUUACUAGGAGGGACUAUUGAAUACUAUCUAGAGAAAGUAGCCCAACAAGUCGAAACAGAAGAAGAAAAAGAUAUCAUUCGGCAAUUGAGAAGAUCCUUUUAUGUGGACAACUGCGUAACCAGUGUCAAUUCAAGAAGCGAAGCCGUAGCAUUUGAAGCUGUGGCGAAGCGAGUCAUGGCGGAAGGCAAAUUUGAUUUGCGAGGUUGGGAGUACACCAAUCAAGUAGAGACAUCUAGGUUUACUCCAAUACUCGGUUUACUUUGGGAUAAAGAGCAGGAUACGUUAAAGUUAACACCUACACUUCUAGAGUUGCAUGAAAAAUCGAAAAUAACAAAAAGACAUAUAUUAUCCGCAGCACAAAAGGUGUUUGAUCCCAUUGGCGUGUCAUCUCCAAUAUCGCUAAAGCCUAAGAUAUUGCUGCAGAAACUCUGGUCAUGCAAAAUCAGCUGGGAUGACGAAGUGCCAGAAGAAAUAAAAUCUGAGUUUAACAACUGGCAACAGCAGCUCCCUUGGUUAAAAAAAUUAUGCAUUCCACGGUGGGCGUUCGGACCUAACGAAGAUAAGAUAAUGUUCCACAUAUUUGUCGAUGCCAGUCAAGAAGCAUAUGCAGCUACUAUAUUCGCGAAAACAGAAACACGAGAGAACAUAUAUGUACAACUCAUUCAAGCAAAGUCGCGAGUGGCACCGAUAGUCAAGAUAACGAUCCCUCGUCUUGAGUUGCUUGCUGCCACUAUAGGAAUUCGACUAUGGGAUUCUAUAAAAGAUGCAGAAGAUUUCGAAAAAGCGCAAGUUUUCUUUUGGUCCGAUUCUGCGACAGUUUUGGCAUGGAUAAAAAGAAUAGACCGUGGAACAUCUUUGUAG
This is a messenger RNA of Wasmannia auropunctata (little fire ant), 909 nucleotides long. RefSeq lists its product as uncharacterized. The coding region runs from base 1 to 909 and encodes 302 amino acids. Lineage: Eukaryota; Metazoa; Arthropoda; Insecta; Hymenoptera; Formicidae. The transcript has a single exon. The record is from RefSeq and is a predicted model, not a curated record.